CCCGCAGCCUCUCUCACCGAGCUCGACAUGUUCCUCGACCCCGACUCUGUGCCCCCCACUGUCGUGCCUCCCUUCCCUGCAGGUCCGUCCACUGCUCCGCCUCGUGAGGCCCCACUUGUGACGCCCUCCCCCGCACAGCCACGUGUGGCCUCGACGCCUCCUGAGUCGCCCUGCGCGGCCCCAUCGGCACCGCCCUCCCUCGCACAGCCAGCGUCCCCUCCGUCGCCUCGCGCGGCCCCGUCGUCCCCCGCACAGCCCCGUGCGGCCCCGGUGCCUCUCGGACCAACGCACACUGCCCCGUCGUCUCGCUACACCGACCCCAUCCAGACGUACCAGCGCUGUGGUCGACGUGGUGCCCCGGCUCGCUCUCGCGCCGAGCCCCUGGCCUAUCACCCCGUCGUCGUCCACCGGGAUCCUCGACACAUCCACCCGAUGGUCACCCGGCGCGCGGCAGGUGCCCUCCGGGCACCUGAUCGCCUGAUUCUCUCCACGACCUCUUCUCCGGCUCUUCCGCCGGUGCCCACGACUGUCCGUGGUGCGCUUGCCGACCCCCAGCGGCGACAUGCCAUGGAAGCGGAAUACGCGGCUCUCCAGGGUAACCACACCUGGGACCUGGUGCCCCCUCCCAUCGGCGCCAACGUGGUCACCGGGAAGUGGAUCUUCAAGCCGAAGCUGAACGGCGACGGGUCCCUGGAGCGGUACAAAGCCCGCUAUGUGCUCCGGGGCUUCACCCAGCGCCCCGGGGUUGACUAUGACGAGACCUUCAGUCCGGUGGUCAAGCCUGCCACCGUCUGGACUGUUCUGGCUCUGUCCAGGGACUGGUCAGUCCACCAACUCGACGUGGCGAACGCCUUCCUCCACGGCACCCUGACGGAGACGGUCUACUGCACUCAACCCGUUGGGUUUGUCGACCCUGCUCACCCCGACAUGGUCUGCAAGCUCAACAAGUCCCUCUACGGCCUCAAGCAGGCCCCCCGGGCUUGGUAUAGUCGCUUCGCCACUUUCUUGUGUUCGCAGGGUUUCGUCGAGGCCAAGUCGGACACGUCCCUGUUCAUCCUCCGUCGCGGUCCGGACACUGCGUACCUCCUCUACGUCGGUGAUAUCGUGCUCACCGCCUCCUCCCCUGGGCUCCUGCGUCACAUCAUCUCCUGCCUCCAGCAGGAGUUUGCGAUGAAGGACCUCGGGGCCCUCCACCACUUCCUAGGGGUCACCGUCGAGCGCAGGCCCCAGGGCAUGUUCCUUCACCAACGGCAGUACACCGUCGACCUCCUCAAGCGCGCUGGCAUGGUCGAGUGCAAGCCAUGCGUGACCCCAGUGGACACCCAGGGCAAGGUCUCUGCCGCAGGCACCCCCGUCGCUGAUCCGACCGGCUACCGCAGCCUUGCUGGGGCCCUGCAGUACCUCAUCUUCACCCGGCCCAACAUCGCUUACGCCGUCCAGCAAGUGUGCCUUCACAUGCACGACCCUCGGGAGCCGCACCUCACCGCGCUAAAGCGCGUCCUGCGGUACUUGCGUGGCACCAUCGACUUUGGGCUCCUCCGCCGCUCCCCGACCACGGAGCUUCGCGUCUACACCGAUGCCGACUGGGCAGGCUGUCCAGACACGGGCCGGUCCACCUCGGGCUAUGCCGUCUUCCUAGGGGACAGCCUCGUCUCCUGGUCAUCGAAGCGCCAGCCGAUCGUCUCCCGCUCCAGCGCCAAGGCCGAGUACCGUGCCGUGGCAAACGACGUGGCUGAGGCGACUUGGCUCCGUCAGCUGCUUCAAGAGCUCCACAGUCCGCUAGCACGGAGCACCCUCGUCUUCUGCGACAACGUCAACGCCGUCCACCUCUCCACCAACCCUGUCCAACACUAGCACACGAAGCAUGUCGAGAUCGAUCUUCACUUUGUCCGCGAGAGGGUCGCCUGUGGAGAUGUUCGCGUCCUCCACGUCCCGACCGCCUCCCAGUUCGCCGACGUCUUCACCAAAGGGCUUCCGUCCGCGGUGUUUGCAGAGUUUCGGUCCAGUCUCAACAUCUGCAGUGGCUAGAGUUUCGACUGCGGGGGGGUGUUACAGAUAUAUGUAUAUGGGCCUGGCCCAUUAGGACACCAGUACUGUAGCCGCACUGUAGCUAGGGUUUACUAGUACUGUAACUGCAGCCGCACUGUAGCUAGGGUUUCUGUAACAACAGACAUUCUCACAUUGACUACAAACUUUGAUAAUAUAUUUUCUCAAAUUUAAAGCACCCUAAUCAUGAGGUCUAUAUGACCAAUUGGCUGCAUCUAAGCUAUUAGACAAACUAAUGAUGCAUCAUUCUGACUCGGACUAUUAAUGUUUUAAAAACAUGGUGAGAACAAAACCAACUAAGAGUGUACCUGAGCAUAAGUAGUAGAAGUAUAGUGCAUCUGGCUCUUAGGGGAAUGAACAAACUAUUACCUGAUCUCAUCUGGACCACGGUUCACCAUCCUGUUGAGAACCCAUUUCUCGCUCAUCACCGAGAACGAAAUUUCGACGAAAACCGUCCAAAAAACACUAAUCCUGAGCAAUUUGCAAUUUUCAAUUUUGAAAUCAUCUUUUUUCAUUUUUCUUGCUGAAAACCACCGCUUCCCGAUUGGUUUUCGCUAAAAAACAACCGAGAAACCGAUUUUCAAUUUUUUCGACCGACUUACGUUUCAAAUUCAAAUAAAAUAGUUUAUCGGAUUUCUCGGCGAGAUACCGCUGUUUUUACCGAUUUUCGCUGUUUGUUUACCGUUUUUUCAAAUAAUUUUUUUGAUUUUUUGAAUUUUGAAUGAUUAAAAAAAAACCGCUGGAAAACUGUUAUCGGUCUGGUCCAGUAACGGGAAACCGGACUGGUUUUCGCCGGUUUUCGAGAUGUUUUGUAAUCCGUGGUCUGGACACAUGGCAAGCAUUUAUCAGUAGGCAAUUAGAUCUGCUAUCAGCAAUAAAUAGAUCUGAUUCCCUGUGUUCCUGCUAUAGUAACAUUUUUCCAAUGUCUGUACCCUUCGAUAUUGUUGUACCAGUGAGGCAAUGUGGGCAAACCUUGUGGCUUGUGCCCUCCCACCUGCUAUCUGGUGGCAUUACCGAAAGUAGAACUGCUGUCAUAUUAUUUAUAAGUGAUUGUUUAUUCUUGCAGGCAUCAAAAUGCGCAACAUUCUACUCAACAUUUUUAUGAUCACUUAGUGCCCUUAUGUCAUUAAUGAGUUAGUAUCUUUUUUUUUCUCGAAAAAACGCAGGAGGACUGCGUUUUAGAUAUAUAUUAAGAAGAGAGAGACAAAGGUCUAAGAGACCAAAAAAACAACAACAACGCACUCCCUAUGGAGGCCAGUAACACUCGUACAUGAAAGGAUCCAUAAAAACACCCACACACACUCCUUACAACAACCUAUGCAGGGGGCAGCCAAGAAGGAGAGCCCUUUGGCUCCAGCAAUUUCCCAGCCUCUUCUUUCCUCAUCUGCAUGCUCCAUAAUCAAAGGAAGGCUGGGAGACCCUCCAUAAAAAAUGACUCUAUUACGAUGCUUCCAAAUCAUCCACGACCCUAAAAUGAUGAGGGAGUCAAGACCUUCCCUGACCAGACCAUUUACUGUCUCUGAAACCAUCUCCCACCAAUCCAUAAAGGAAACUGCAUCUGGCUGUGGGGCUAAACUAUGCAGCCCGAACUUUCUUAGUAGGUUGUACCAGAAAAUCCUUGAGAAGACACAAUUCACAAGCAAGUGGUUCAGAGUUUCCCCUUGCUGGUCACAUAAAGGACAUCUGAUAGGGUGAUUCAAUCCCCUUCUUACCAAGCGAUCAGCUGUCCAACAUCUAUUUUGGGCCACCAACCAAAUGAAAAAACAACAUUUUGGUGGAGCCCAAGAUCUCCAAACCCUUUUAUAGUGCCCAAAGGUGGUAGACCCAAGGAAAAGACCCAUAUAAGCUGACUUUGCAGAGUAUCUACCAUUCGAAUAUAAGCUGAAAAUAUGUCUAUCCUCAGUGUUAGGCUGCAGCACAAAAUCUGCGAGAAUAUUCCAGAGGUGUAGAUAAUCUACAAUGGCACCAACUGUAAGAGCCCCUUUGAUGUCUGCAAUCCAUCGUCUGUUCAAUAGGGCCUGCUGCACAGUUCUUCUGUUAAUAAUUCUUUUUGGAAUAAUGCUGAAUAAUCUUGGAGCAAUAUCAGAUACCCUUUUGCCAUGGAUCCAUUUAUCUAUCCAGAACAUGGUGUUGGUCCCAUUCCCCACCUCAGAGAUCAACACCUUGGAGAAGGAAUGGGCCGUGCUAGGAAUUUGAAUGGACAGGCUAGACCAUGGGCGUCUUGGGUCAGUUUUUUGCAACCAAAGCCAUCGCAUGUGGAGGGCCCAACAGAGCUUAGGAAGGCCGUGUGUUGGCCCAAGAGAUCUAAAGCCCGCUGCUAUGCAUUCGGGCGCGUGUGUCGUGGCCCGACGGCCUGGGUGGGCGCGCCGUGUGUGCGGUGGCCCGACGGGCACGCCGUGUGUCGGCGGUCCGGUUCCAAGUUCCAACAGCCCUUUGAGUGUGCUGCUUGAGUUGGCAAUACAGAGGAAUGAGGAGAUACCGGCCUUGGUCUAUGAGGCCAGGCCGGUGGAUCCCCGCCAUGGCCGAAAUUGGCGUUGUGGAUGGGGAAGGGAUGCAAGAUUUGGAUGCCAGUUGCACGGUUGAGGUGAUUGGGGAGGUAUCGGAGAGGAACCUUCAACCCAACUCUAGAAACUGUUUUUUCCCUCGAAUGCGCAAGAGAGGAGAUUUUUGCCAUUAUAAAACACGGCACGUUCAGCUUCAUCGAAACGGAGGCGUUGGGGAGGGAUUCGACGAUAUGGAAAAACACAGGACGCGCAGCCGACGAAAUAGACUCAAAAUCUCUUUUAUGCGUAGCGACGGGCCAUUAAGCUCCUGCAUCUGACGCCGUGACCUUGCUGUGACUUGCCUCCAUCCUUUCUCUUCUCUCUUCCACCGAGUUCUCUCUUCCAGCAGGAGAAACCCUAGCCGCCGCCUCUUCAAUGGACCGGGUUCCUCCGGUUGAAGCUGUAGCCGACGCGUACAACGCCGCACGAGCAGCUGCCGUUGCUGCAGUAGAAGCGCAUUCGGCGGCCAUCAUUGCGGAGGAGGCAAUCGCUGCUGUGAAGUAUGCUGCAAUUGCUCGCGAAAAGUUUGAAGGAGCUGUUGAUUCAGUGAAGAACUCAACCUUUGUCUAUGCUAAUGCCACUGUUGAGGCUUUGGUAAUAUUUCUGCACACUGUUUAUUUUCUAGAGAUCGACCCCGUUUAUGCUGCCGGGUCACCCGAAACAAGAUCGACCCCGUAAUGCCUGGUCACCCGAAUCAAAACUUGUUUAUUGUCUAGAAGGCACCGUGUUGUUUGUAUUCCAUUGUAGCUGGUACUUGUUUCUUGGUUGUUUACAGGACAAUGUUGAUUUGAAGUAUCAUGUUAGCAUCAAGAAUUCUCUGCGAUACGCGAUUCAAGAGAUGAGGAGACAAUCAACACUGCUACAUACAAUUAAUUCUAUCUGUUCUAGUAUCCCAGAAGUUGAGGGGGGCAAGAUAGGGAAGGUUGUUGGCCACCUGGACCAUGUCUGCAAGAUGCUAGAGAAGACUUCUAUUGUUUGCGAACAAGAUUUGGAUAAUAAGUGUCCUAGUUGGGACCUAUUUGACCCCCCUUCGGAUGUUGAAGAUCACCCUGAUGUUGAUGAACUACUUGAAGGAUACAACUCAGAAGAUCCGGAGCUGUGGGAAAUGGCGUUUGAGGACCGGAAGUGGGAGGAGAAUAAAGUGGCAGUCUCCUUGGCUGAGCAUUGUCGUAUUAUGGGUUACAAUUACGAAGAGAUUUAUGAUCGUACUGUUUGAGUCGACAAGGGGCAGCAUAGGAACAAAGCAACGGCUGGCAUUGAGUCUGGCAGUGGAGGCAACAAAGGAUACUGGUAUCAGUGCUUGCAGCUACAUCUUCAGACAACUGAUGUUCUUGAAGACGAAGGUUGAUGCGGACUAGCAACGUGCUUUUUCUCCUAUUCUUCAACGAAUGAGGAUGCAGCAUUUGUUCUCUAUACAUUAAACAUCUCUCUUUGCAGAUUUAUAUGCAAACCUGGGUGCCUCCACAAAAGUCUAAACCCUUAUACAUCUUGUUAUAUUUCCUCUCCAAAUGGUAAGGUUUGAAUGGAUCUUAAUUUUUUUUAUUUUUUCCCAGAGAUAGAACUAACUCAUAUUCAGAUUUACUUCACAUGUGUAUCUCAAGAAUCAUUUGUUUCCAUUUUUUAUGGAGCUAGUAGUUUCAAUCUCAACUGCUUAUGUUCAUUGUUGGCAUGUCUUAGUUAUAGAAAAGUACAUAAAAGUUGAUAGUGUGUUUCACAGAUCUAGACUCACUCAAAAUAGGUCUUUCUGUACUCAAACAUUUCUAUAACAAUAAUUUGAUCCAAUAACCCUGUGACUGUAAGCUGGGUGAAGGGACAUCAUCUAUCAGACUAUGAACUUUAGAAAUCCGGGUCAUCUUUUGUGGCUCUCUUCGAGCUCAAUAAUGUCUGUAUACUAUUACUGUGUACACAUGGUGACAUGGAUAUACUAUUUUUUUUUACCAACACCAUGUCUUGAUGGCUGUUGUGCUUGAAUAAUUGGAAGCGAGAAGUACUAUCAAAGAAUCUUUUUUGGGGAAAAUGUGAGAAUGGUUUCUUCACCACUUCUCACUUCACAGUUGUGUAGGCAUGGUUUUUUCAUUGUGACCUCCAUUACAACCCUUAGGCCUCGUUUGGGAACACAUAAACCGGUCGGUUUCCACGGGACGGCCGGCACACGGGCUAUCUGAAAACAUGUUUUAGAGGCUUGUGUACGGAUUUGUUUCACCCCGUGUACCACCGGUUUGCACAGGGUAAGGUUUUCUAUGCCCCGCGCCUCUCUCUCGCCCUCACCUAGCGCUGCCCUUAGCCACCGCCCCCGCCGUCGCCACAUCUGCCACCUGCCACCACCAGGUUGCAUCUCUCGUCCUCGUUUGUGCGCUGUCACCUGCCACCGCCCUCACCUACCGGCUACCGCUGCCGCCGUCGUCAUCUCUAUCGCCCAACGCCACCAGGUUACAGACACGGUAACCACGGUGUACGGCAACAGAGAUCCAACCAGAUCUGGAUAACAAGACUGCUUGCUGUCUGCUGGGAAGUGGAGCAAGCUCAAGUUUAUAUCCGCCUCGAGGGAACCGGUGGGAGAAAAGGGAGUGGACAGAUCUGACUCAGUUCUUGUCUCCGCUUUUCUAACUUCUCACAGGUUGGUUGCAAUGGCCCAAGGAAUGACUAAACCAAAAGCAGAACAAACCUGUGUGAAUUUCUGUCGUUGCAAGAAGAACAAACCUGACAUUUUUUUAUACUAGUGUCUUAGUCAUCAAUCUAAUGAUAUUAAUUAUAUACUGUUGAUAUUAAUAAUUUUUUUAUAUUUGGUUAAAGUUAAAAAUAGUUGACUAAUUGAAAACGAUAACAACAUUUAUCUUGGGACAGAGGUAGUAGAAUGUUAGAGGUUUGAUUCAACUGUCAACUGCUGUGUCCCUAAAGCAUGAUUACCCUGUUGGAAAUCCAUUUGGCGACGGCGACGGUAUCAGCUCACAGUAUUUGAUAAAUAAGUUCACAGUAUUUGGUUCAACUGUUAACAUUUAUCUUGCUGCAGAUGCUGUGGUGUUCAGACCUCACAAAGGCUGCAGGCUUGGCGUAGAGAUGGAUUUCUAAGAAAAGAAAAAAAAUGGUGCUUCCUGCUUACAAUUUAUUAGUUAUCAACCACAAACACUGUGAGCUUUUGCAGACAGAAAUUGCCUUAUUUAUAUUUACAGAAACAGAUCACACUGGUUGCAACCUGCACUGUAUAGCAUGAUGAAAAUGAUGUCUACGAGAGAAGGGGGGAAACAGAAGAAGAAUCUGAAGAUUUAGUGAAACCAAAACAGAAAGGUACAUAAGGUCUGAUAGAGAUUGAGAAUCCAAACCUGGUGAAAUUAAAGAAUAUAAAGGUCAAGGACAUUGAUGUGGUAAUGUAUUGUGGAAUCCUGUUUUACAACUUCAACCAUUGAUUCCAGUGAAGCUAAUGCCAUGGAAUGGAAUUCUCACCACGUUUGCUGGCUGUACGAGUACACAAAUCUGAUGAAUGGAUUCAGCUAAAAUGUCAUAGAAUGGACCCGGAAUUUAUGCUCUUUUUUUGUGCUCUCUCAGCAUGUGCUAGCUGGUUAAGUACUAGCAUUGCUAUUGGGCGCUAUUUUGUAUGCUUGUUCUGCUGUCUUUUGGAUGUAAACGAACAAGUUUGCAUGCUUGUUCUGCUAUUGGAUAAGAAGUAUUAGCAUUGCUAUUUGCAUGCUUGUUCUGCUGGUUAAGAAGUUAAGAAGUAUUAGCA
Zea mays is the source of this 8310-nucleotide messenger RNA. RefSeq lists its product as uncharacterized. NCBI's taxonomy places the organism in Eukaryota, Viridiplantae, Streptophyta, Magnoliopsida, Poales, Poaceae. The record is from RefSeq and is a predicted model, not a curated record. The transcript has 6 exons. Bases 28 to 1854 code for a protein of 608 amino acids. Gene Ontology annotation, molecular function: protein binding. Gene Ontology annotation, cellular component: chloroplast. Gene Ontology annotation, biological process: mitochondria-nucleus signaling pathway; chloroplast-nucleus signaling pathway.